AGAAGAUGGAAAAAUCUCGAACAUGAAGAGCCAUGAUUGUCAUGUUUUUAUGCAAGAUUUGCUUACACCGGCAUUUCAAGGCAUUUUGCCUAAGCAAGUGUUAGAACCUUUGGUUGAGCUAAGCUUGUUUUUUAAGCAAUUGUGCUCCAAAACUCUAAAAAUUGAUGUGUUGGAGCGAUUGGAAAAGAGUAUUGCAAUAACUCUUUGUAAGCUUGAAAAGGUGUUUGUUCCAUCGUUCUUUGAUAUUAUGGUUCACCUCCCAAUCCACUUGGCUACUGAGGCCAAGCUUGCUGGGCCAGUGCAAUAUCGUUGGCAAUAUCGAUUUGAAAGGUUGAAGGCCGACUAUUUUUCAAAUCGCAAAUCUUUAUUAGAGGCGGAGCAUGCUUGCCCACCUUCAAUAAAACUUGAACAAUGGAAGUGGCUUGUUUAUAACUAUUGGAGCUCUCCUAAACAAAAGGAAAGGAGCGAGAAGAAUCGGGCAAAUGCUCUUGCAAAGAAGAUCAAGUCGGCAUGUGGUGCGAAAUCAACAGCUCGCAUAAUUUAUGAAUUGGAACUUGAGGCGCAAGCUUGUGAAAAUGAGAAUGAGGUCACCGAAAUUAAUGGUUCUAGUUCAAACGUCACCUCAUCCCAAGCUAAAGAUGAUCCCAUGUAUUUAAAGUUAUGGGAAAAGUCAAAGAGGCAUAAAAAUGGGAAGUUUGACGAUGAAGCCGAGGAGAAGUUCAAGGAAUUAAAGGAGUUGCAUGAGAAGGAAAUUGGUGAAAAGGGGGUUGAUAAUCUUACUCUUGAAGAAGCUUAUGUGAAGGUUCUUGGACAUCGUUCAGGUUAUGCCCGAGGUUUAGGCAAAGGGCACCCGGUGUCAUCUAAAGAUGGAAAGAUAGGAAGAGCUGAGCUGGAACAAAAUGUUGAAAAACUACAAAAUGAAAAUAAUAUUAUGCGAGCUGAAUUGGAAGCGUCUAAGAAGAAACAAGAAGACCUAGAACAAAAGCUUCGGUUAAUCAUGGAGAAGAUUGGCCUUGAUUCUUGAUAAAGUUAGGGGAUCAAGUCAGUGUGCUGAUGUUUUGGGGAUGGAGGACACCAAAGGCUGGUUGCAUUUCUUGGAUGGAAAAAGGGGAUGCUUGAAGAUGCAAGGAUGAAAAGAUGUCCUAGAAUUAUUAAAUAAUUGCUUUUUGGAAAACUUGGUUAAUACUUUUGUAUAUAUAAUGACAAAAUUAGAAUAUAUAAUGACAAAAUUAGAAUUUAUAUUAA
Messenger RNA from Chenopodium quinoa (quinoa), 1245 nucleotides. RefSeq lists its product as uncharacterized. The record is from RefSeq and is a predicted model, not a curated record. The transcript has 6 exons. The coding region runs from base 23 to 1024 and encodes 333 amino acids. Lineage: Eukaryota; Viridiplantae; Streptophyta; Magnoliopsida; Caryophyllales; Amaranthaceae.